CUUUGCUAAAGAUCGGACAGCGUUUUAUACCAGUUACAACGUGACUGGAAUGCUUUGUAAUGUACCAAAGUUUCAUACAAGUACAAAGUACCUACUGAAUGCCAAGAAGCUGGCUUGCAUUUGGCUCAGCCUUACCCCAACUCUCCAGCCCCACCAGCAAGGCUACCGCAUCCUGGAGGAACAACCCAACAGCUCCGCCAUUGAACUUUGGCACAACAGUCUGCAUCCCGACAUUGAAGGCUCCGGCAUUCUCAAAGUUUGAUCCAGGUAGUUACGGGUUCAAAAUCAGCGACACCUCUUCAAGGUUGAGGACACAGCAUUCCGAAUCUCUUGACAUGGAGCAAACCAGAGCUCUCAAUGCUCUCGAGCCCUUCCUGGCUCUCAGUAAAUCAGCUACGUCUCCCCGCGCCGCAGCCGAUUUGAUCGUGCGAGCGACCUCGGCGCCGAAUACCUACAUCUUCACCGAGUUGCUGCAGACUCCGCAGGUCCAAGCUCUCGCCUCAUCCCCAGAGUUCGCGCCGUUCUUGACCCUUCUCCAAAUAUUCAGCCAUGGCACCUACUCCUCAUACACUUCUACCCCCGGCCUCCCGGAGCUCAACGAGGCACAGCGCCUGAAGCUCCGCCAGCUCUCCCUCCUAACCCUCGCCAAGAAGGACAGCAGGACCAGCACGGCCAGCUCCCCAGCCCUCGACUACGCGUCCCUACAGAAGGCCCUCGACCUCCCCUCUCGUCAAGCCCUGGAAGAGCUCGUCAUCAGUGCGGUCUACGCCGGCCUUCUCAAAGCCCAGCUCAACCCGAAGGCCUCGGUCGUCCAAAUCAACAGUGUCUCGCCCCUGCGCGACGUCGCACCCUCCGACAUCAGCGAUCUUCUGGCCUCCCUGCAAGCCUGGGCCGGACGGUGCGACGCGACGUUGGAGUCCCUUUCCGCGCAGAUGAACCAAGUCCGAGCCGAGGCCGACCGCCGGGCGGCGCGGGCAGCCGCUCGCGCCGAGGAGACACACAAGCUCAUGGAGAAGGAGCAGAAGGCACCACAAAUUCGAUGAACAGCAUGCUGACGGUUGGCGGCGGC
Thermothielavioides terrestris NRRL 8126 is the source of this 1069-nucleotide messenger RNA. RefSeq lists its product as uncharacterized. The coding region runs from base 336 to 1043 and encodes 235 amino acids. Gene Ontology annotation, cellular component: COP9 signalosome. The record is from RefSeq and is a predicted model, not a curated record. Lineage: Eukaryota; Fungi; Ascomycota; Sordariomycetes; Sordariales; Chaetomiaceae. The transcript is spliced from 3 exons.